Messenger RNA from Staurois parvus, 2463 nucleotides. The record is from the annotation of a GenBank genome assembly. NCBI's taxonomy places the organism in Eukaryota, Metazoa, Chordata, Amphibia, Anura, Ranidae.
UAUAGAUGAAGUUGUCUUUUUUUUCCUUCCACUUUUUAGUUAUCUGAAGGCGGUCUGUUUGUGUGCAUGAGCACAUUCCUGGGGUUUGGAAGGGAGCACGUAGAGCGACAUUAUCGGAAGACAGGGCAAUGUGUUUAUAUGCACUUGAAACGUCACAUAAGACAGAAAGCAACUGGAGCAUCUGGUGGAACACUACCAAGACGAAUCAAUAGCAAGCUAUUUUUAGACCUUGAAAUUGACCCUGAUUUCAACAGUGAUGACUAUGAGUAUGAAGAUGAAGCUAAACUUGUUAUAUUUCCAGAUCAUUUUGAAAUUGCUUUACCCAACAUAGAGGAACUGCCAGCACUGGUUACUAUCGCCUGCGAUGCUGUUCUAAAUUCCAAGUCUCCAUAUAGAAAGUUGGAACAAGAGUCAUGGGAAGAAGAAUUAAAAGUGUCAAAGUUUGCAAAUAAUCUUGUACAAAUAGACAAUGGAGUGAAGAUUCCACCAAGUGGCUGGAAGUGUUCAAAAUGUGAACUUCGAGAGAACUUGUGGCUAAACCUGACAGAUGGCUCCGUGUUGUGUGGACGGUGGUUCUGCUCAGGCAGUGGAGGGAAUGGUCACGCGUUGGAGCACCACAAGCAAAUGGGCUAUCCAUUGGCUGUUAGGCUUGGAUCAAUUACGCCUGAUGGAGCAGAUGUGUAUUCAUUUGAUGAAGAAGAAGCUGUUGUGGAUCCCCACCUUGCCAAACACCUUGCACAUUUUGGCAUCGAUAUGUUACAGAUGCAGGGGACAGAGAAAGGCGUUUUGGAUACUGAAGUUAAACCAAGGAUCAGCGAGUGGGAAAUCAUCCAAGAGACUGGACUGAAGUUGAAGCCGAUGUUUGGCUCCGGCUAUACUGGUAUUAAGAACCAGGGGAACAGCUCUUACCUCAGCACUGUGAUGCAGGUUAUCUUCAGCAUACCAGAAUUCCAGAGGGCUUACGUAGGGAGCUUAACACGGAUAUUUGACUAUGCUCCUCUGGACCCAACUCAAGACUUCAACACACAAAUGGGCAAAUUUGGCUAUGGGCUUCUGUCUGGACAGUACUCCAAACCUCCAGUGAAAUGUGAACUCAUAGAACAAGUGAUGAAGGAAGAACACAAGCCUCAGCCAAAGGGGAUUACAACUCGUAUGUUCAAAGCAAUAAUGAGCAAAGGCCAUGCAGAAUUCUCAUCAAAUAGACAACAAGAUGCACAAGAAUUUUUCCUGCACCUUAUUAAUCUUGUAGAGAGAAAUAGCACAAGCUCAGAAAAUCCCAGUGAUGUCUUUAGGUUUUUGGUGGAAGAGCGGACACAAUGUUGUCAGUCACGGAAAGUGCGCUACACAGAGAGAGUGGAUUAUAUAAUGCAGUUACCUGUGGCAAUGGAGGCUGCAACAAAUAAAGAUGAAGUGAUUGCCUAUGAUUUAAAAAGAAGAGAAGCAGAAAGUUCAAAAAGGCCGCUGCCUGAACUUGUGCGUGCCAAGAUUCCCUUCAGUGCCUGUGUUCAAGCCUUCACUGAGCCUGAGAAUGUGGAUGACUUCUGGAGCAGCGCUCUCCAAGCCAAGUCUGCUGGCAUUAAGACGUCUCGUUUUGCUUCAUUCCCUGAAUACUUGGUAAUUCAAAUUAAGAAGUUUACAUUUGGCCUUGACUGGGUGCCCAAGAAACUUGAUGUCACAGUGGAUAUGCCAGAUAUCCUGGACGUUAACCAUCUACGAGCAAAAGGUCUGCAGCAAGGAGAAGAAGAGCUCCCAGACAUUGCUCCCCCAAUUGUUAUUCCAGAUGAUCCAAAAGAUCGUUUUAGGAACCAAUUCAUGGAUCCUCCUGACAUAGAUGAGUCUUCAGUGAUGCAGCUAGCAGAGAUGGGCUUCCCUCUGGAGGCAUGUCGGAAGGCUGUGUAUUACACUGGAAGCAUGGGGGCAGAAUUGGCGUUCAACUGGAUUAUCGCACACAUGGAAGACCCCGAUUUUGCAGAACCGUUAACUAUUCCUGGCUGUCCUGCUACUUCAUCUACACUGCCAUCAUAUGGAGAGACUGCUCUGGUUAACCAGCCUCCAGAAGAGAUUGUUGCCUUGAUCUCCUCAAUGGGUUUCCAGAGAAAUCAGGCAAUUCAGGCACUAAGGGCAACAAAUAAUAAUCUUGAGCGAGCUCUGGAUUGGAUUUUCUCCCACCCUGAAAUUGAAGAAGAAGGUGCAAAUACUUCACAAUCUGUAGUUUCUGAGAAUAAUCAAAGUGGAAUUCUCACCAACAACGAUGAAGGUCCUCGAAUUAAAGAUGGAAAUGGAAGAUAUGAACUUUUUGCAUUCAUCAGCCAUGUGGGAACAUCUACCAUGUCUGGGCACUAUGUUUGUCACAUCAAAAAAGAGGGACGAUGGGUUAUUUACAACGACCAUAAGGUUACAUCAUCUGAGAGACCACCUAAAGACUUGGGCUAUCUAUACUUCUAUCAUAGAUUACCUUGCUAA